AUGGUAGAAGAUCGAGAUCGUGGAGAGAUGAUUCCUGAAUAUAUUACUUGGUUUCAUGAUCCUACGCCGCUUAGAGAUAGGCCUGAGGGGUCGAACAGGAAGAGAAAUGAUCAAAGAACUAUAGAAAAGCUGAAAGAGGAAUUGGACCAUGCUCAGAGGACCAUAGCCAAACAACAAGCCCAGAAGAAAGCCGGAGUUGCUCGGAUUCGUUUAAAUAUUGAGAAAGAUUAUCAAUCUUCCUUGAGGGUCAUGGAUAAAGAUAUAAAGCAGGCUAAAAAUGAGGCAACCCGCUUAGAAGAAGAACUGGCAAACACGAUUGGUUUAAUCAGAAGAGUUGAGGCAAACAAAAAUGCUGAAAUACAUAAGUUGCAAGAAGAUUUGAGUAUCAUUGAAGAGGAUGAGCACCAGCAACAACUGGAGUUUGAUCAGCAGAAAGAGAAGUUUGAAACAGAAAGGGCCCACUGGAUACGCUCAAAGAGUCAGCUUUAUGCACAAUUAGAAGAAAUAAAAAGGCAGAAGAGGGGUCAUCAAUACACAGAUUUUGAGGCAGAGCGGCGUCAGUGGAUGAUUGAGAGAGGUGUGUUAAACCGUCGCAUUGAAGAAUAUGAGGGACGUGAGGCUCAGAUGGGGCAUGCCCUUGGUUGCAGAAUUGUCACCUGA
This is a messenger RNA of Nicotiana attenuata, 660 nucleotides long. RefSeq lists its product as uncharacterized. The record is from RefSeq and is a predicted model, not a curated record. The coding region runs from base 1 to 660 and encodes 219 amino acids. NCBI's taxonomy places the organism in Eukaryota, Viridiplantae, Streptophyta, Magnoliopsida, Solanales, Solanaceae. The transcript has a single exon.